AUGGCGCCGAAUAGCCAGACGCCUGGCCACCAUGACAACCCGUCCGCGGACCAAAUCCCCCUCCAAGACCUCUCCAGAUUCGAGGGCCCCGCUGACGAACGCGGCAGAGGUCGCGCCAACAGCGCGGGGAGUGGUCUUUUCUCGCGACGGUCAUUGAUCAGAGGAGGGUCGCGGAGGCAUUACCAGAGCGUGGCUGAGGAUUCACCGGUUGAAUUAGUCGGCGCGAUCAGGAAUCCCUUUCGGCCAGCUCCUUAUGGCGGCCGUGAAUCCGAUGAGAUCCCUCCUGAAGCGCUGGCGCAAGCCAUGUCAUUCGGUGCCACUUUCGACAAUUCGCACCAAACAACAGCUACCGCCGGGCCCUCCUCAAUACAUGACUUUGAUGACGCUGCUUCCGACCUCGAUAAUGUGCCGCUGGACGCCUAUGCUACUCACGACCAUGGUGGCUACCUGGCCCCACGCGUCGAAGAUGAAGAUGACACCGCAAGAUUGACGGACCCACGGUAUUUGCAGCCUAUUAGUGGCGCCCCCGGCGAAGAGGGUCGACAGAGCAGUGACACGGGUGUUCACACUGUCCACUUUGGACAAGGAGCGCGACUGGGCGACGACCUGCCUCAUCUCGAGGAAGGAUUGUCGCGAAGCCGUGGCAGCAGCGCCCGGUCUCGCUCUUUGUCCCCGUCGGCUUCCGGUGGUGCUCUGCAGCGAGCUAGCUCGAUGGUGAAAUCCAUGUCGCAACGUGUGGUCAACUUGAGUAACGAACCAGAGGUAAUCGAACAAUCCAUCGAGCGGGAGGAGUCGCACAAAAACUCUCGACUGGAGGGUCCUCCACUGCUCCCCGCAAUGCUGGACUAUGCGCAUGAUCCUUCACCCAAUGCAACUGGACGAGAGAAGCGGUCAUCAGGGAGGAUGUGGCGAUACCAAAAUAACCCAUUCCGAGGCAGGUCACUCGGUAUAUUGGGUCCGGAUCACCCCCUUCGACUAUGGCUGUGUGAUGUUCUCGUCAAUCCAAUCAUGGAACCAUUUAUCCUGGGCAUUAUUAUCAUCCAGACUAUUCUACUCAUUGUGGAAUCCUCAAAAUCCGUUUUCAAUCACCCCUUGGCUGUGCGAUGGGGCAGCAGCCCGCUAGACUACAUUUUCUUCGUCAUUUUCGCCAUUUAUACACUCGAAAUAAUUGCCAAAAUCCUGGUGUCCGGCUUUAUGUUUAACCCAGCAGAGUACAGUACUCUCAAUCGAUCUUUGGGCAUUCGCAAAGCGAUUGCGGAGAAAGGCAGGAACCUGAUCACGCCUCAUCGACAAGCGACAACGAAAAAAGUCUCGUUUCUUCCACAAGAACCGCAAGGAUCUAUUCUUCGGACGUUAACUGGAAUGAAUUCGUUAGACCCUAACGCUGGUAGCUACGACGAUCCCCUUCAUAAACGCCGUGUUAGACUUGCCCACCGGGCUUUCCUUCGACAUUCGUUCAACAGAUUAGACUUCGUUGCCGUCGUGGCUUUUUGGGUUUCCUUCUCUCUCUCCCUGAUGGGCGUGGAGUCAACGCAUCAGCUAUACAUUUUCCGAAUGCUCAGUUGCCUUCGAAUCUUGCGUCUUCUCGCUCUCACCAACGGUACAUCUGUAAUUCUUCGAAGUCUGAAACGGGCUGCUCCUUUGCUGGUCCACGUUGCAUUUCUCAUUGGAUUCUUCUGGCUUCUUUUCGCCAUCGUUGGUAUUCAAAGUUUCAAGUCCAGUUUUCGACGCACUUGCGUCUGGAUCGAUCCCGAGGGCAAGAGUAACUAUUCAUCCGGCGACCAAUUCUGUGGUGGAUAUCUUGACAAUGUCACCGGAGCGGACAUGCCUUGGCUUGAUCAAUUUGGCAACCCCUCCACUUCCUCCAAGCCGAAAGGGUAUCUUUGCCCGCAGGGUUCUCUAUGCAUGGAAGGGCCGAAUCCAUACAAUGGAACCCAGAGCUUCGACAACAUCGUGCAAUCCCUCGAGUUGGUCUUUGUCAUCAUGAGUUCUAAUACCUUUACGGAUCUGCUUUACUCUACCACCGAUAGUGACUACCUCGCGGCAGCUUUAUACUUUGCUUUCGGCUUGGUCAUUCUGAGUCUGUGGCUGGUCAACUUGCUCGUUGCGGUCAUCACGCACUCCUUCCAGGUUAUUCGCGAAGAAAGCAAGCGCAGUGCAUUUGCCGUCCAACAGAUCGAUGCGGUGGACAGCGACGAAAACUUGAACAGGAAAAUGAACCCUCUUAAGCGCAUUUAUGAUAAGACUGAGUGGCUGUGGGUGUGCCUCAUUUUCUUUGACCUGGUUGUCCAAGCUUUGAGAAGUGCCACCAUGUCGAAUGAACGAGCUCAAUUCAUCGAUAACACCGAGACUGUCGUCACCCUCGUUUUCCUUAUUGAAAUUAUCCUGCGGGUUGCAUCAGACUGGCGUGUCUUCCAUCGCAAACGCCGAAAUUGGUGUGACCUUUUCCUUGUGGUGGUCACCUGCAUCAUUCAAAUCCCUCCGAUCCAUAAUUCAGGCCGCGCCUAUACCGUUCUCACCCUCUUUCAGAUUCUUCGAGUUUACAGAUUCGUUCUAGCAUUCUCUGUCACGAGGAGACUGAUCAUGGUUGUUUUCCGGAACGUGGUUGGUUUGCUUAACCUCAUCUUUUUCCUGUUCUUGAUGACCUUUCUUGCAUCUAUCUUCGCAACCCAACUGCUCCGAAGCCAAAUCCCUUCCGAAGAUUCCGGUGGUAAUGCAAUCAGCAUCACCUUUGCUGAUAUCUACAACUCAUUUUUGGGAAUGUACCAAAUUCUCUCGAGUGAGAACUGGACAGUCAUCCUGUACAAUGCCACUACUUACACCGUGGAUUUCAAUACAGCCUGGAUAUCUGCUGCCUUCAUCAUCUUGUGGUUCAUUGUGGCCAACUUUAUCGUUCUGAAUAUGUUCAUUGCUGUCAUUCAAGAGAGCUUUGACGUCUCAGAAGAUGAGAAGCGGAUGCAGCAAGUUCGGGCAUUUUUGGAACAGAAGCAUCUUGGUGGAAAUGCUAAAGGCAAUCUUGCUCUGUCCAGGAUUCUUCGUUUAGGCAGAGACUCGGAUCGAUACAAGGACCCUUUGGACCAUGGUCCUGCGGCGAUGGAAAUGCUUCUCAAGGACGCUGUUGUCCGCGACUUCCUUGACGAGGAGGAAGAGAACGCACAGGCCGAAAAUGAAAACCGACGUCGCGAAAAUACCAUGAUUCCGGAGAGUGCGAAUCAGGAACCCGUCGAGCCCGGCUUUUUGUCUCGACUCUGGACGAAGGCCACCUCUCUCAUUCUGGGCCGUGAACCAAAUCCGUUCUACUCCAAGCUCCAAUUCUCACGAGCUUACGAGGAGCUGGACCCACGGACUAUGGCAAGAGAAGUCGCCUCUGCGGCUGAAGCCAGAAAGCGCGCACAGCGAGAAUACCUCGUCAAGCAUCCCAGCUACAACAAGUCGUUGUUCAUAUUCUCGCCACAAAACUCCGUUCGCAGACUCUGCCAGAAGAUUGUCGGUCCUGGACGAGGUAACCAGCGAGUUGAAGGCGUGGAUCCGUACAAGCCGGUCUGGUAUGCGUUCUCAGCAUUCAUCUACGCAGCAAUUGUGGCCAUGGUGCUCCUUGCCUGUAUCACUACACCUCUCUACCAACGACAAUACUUCCGCACCACCCGCAACUGGUUCGUGUACACUGAUCUUAGCUUCGCUAUUAUCUUCACGGUGGAGGCCCUGAUUAAAGUCGUGGCUGAUGGCUUCUUCUGGACACCCAACGCUUUCUUCCGCAGUUCCUGGGGUUUCAUCGACGGGAUCGUGUUGUUGACCCUGUGGAUUAAUGUUGGUAGUUCAUUGAAGAAAGACUGGAACGUUUCUCGAGCCAUUGGUGCUUUCAAAGCCCUUAGGGCUCUGCGUUUACUCAACGUCUCCGACAGCGCCAAGGACACUUUCCAUUCGGUCAUUAUUGUUGGAGGAUGGAAGGUCGUUGCCGCAGCGGCUGUCUCCAUGAGUUUUCUCGUUCCAUUUGCCAUCUACGGAGUCAAUCUGUUUAACGGACAGAUGAUCUCAUGCAACGAUGGAAACUUUGUGGGGAAUCUCACGGCCUGUGUGGGCGAGUACGCUAGUUCCCCCUAUAAUUGGGACGUGCUGGCCCCGCGAGUCGCAGCUAAUCCAUACUACGACUUUGAUGACUUUGGUGAUUCCCUCUUCAUUCUCUUCCAGAUUGUUUCUCAAGAAGGUUGGAUCGAUGUACAGGAUAGUGCGAUGCAGAUCACUGGAAAGGGCUUGCAACCGCAGGACGGGAGCGCACCGGAGAAUGGCAUUUUCUUCGUCGUCUUCAAUUUGCUGGGUGCAGUGUUCGUGUUGACGCUGUUUGUGUCUGUGUUCAUGCGUAAUUACACGGAACAGACUGGCGUUGCGUUCUUGACCGCUGAACAACGAUCUUGGCUGGAAUUGCGGAAGCUCCUUCGACAAAUCUCGCCGUCCAAGCGGUCGUUUAAUGAGAGGAGCAAUAAAUGGCGCUUAUGGUGCUAUAGAAUUGCCGUUAAGAAACAUGGACGAUGGGCGCGGUUUGUGACUUUCGUUUUGGUGGUGCACCUGCUGCUUCUGGUCCUCGAGUAUUAUCCCGAGCCUAAUUGGUGGGUGACGACUCGCACGAUCUUGUUCUUCGCCUUCAUGUUCGUCUAUAUUGCCAACGUUCUCAUUCGGCUAAUUGGCCUCGGCUGGCAUCGGUUCAGCCGAAGCUCUUGGGAUCUUUACUCACUUCUUGCUGUGCCCGGUGCAUUCAUCACGAUCCUUCUCGACCUGUCAUAUCCAACCCAAGUUGUGCUUGAGUUGAACAAGCUGUUUCUUGUCUCAAUCGCGUUGUUGCUCAUUCCACGGAACAACCAGCUCGACCAGCUCUUCAAGACCGCCGCAGCUAGUCUGCCAGUGAUCGGUAACCUCCUAGCAACAUGGUUCGUGUUGUUCCUCGUGUUUGGCAUUGCCAUGAACCAGGCCUUCGGCCUCACCAAGCUCGGCUCCCAAGAGAACCAUAACAUGAACUUCCGUGAUGUCCCAAAAUCCCUGAUCCUUCUCUUCCGUGCUAGUUGCGGUGAAGGGUGGAAUCAGAUCAUGGAAGACUUUGCGACAAUGGUACCUCCACUCUGCACAUAUGAUUCCAACUUCCUCGACGACGACUGCGGCAGUGCCGCCUGGGCUCGGACCCUCUUCAUCAUGUGGAAUAUCAUCAGCAUGUAUAUUUUCGUUUCGCUAUUUGUUUCGCUUAUUUUCGAGAGCUUCUCGUACGUCUAUCAACGCAGCAGUGGACUGUAUGCGGUUAGCCGUGAAGAGAUUCGCCGUUUCAAACAGGCAUGGGCGACCUACGAUCCGAAUGGAACGGGCUACAUUACCAAGGAGCAGUUCCCCCGGCUACUUGGGGAACUGUCCGGUAUCUUCGCCAUGCGAAUCUACGACAAUGAGUUUACCGUUGGAGCCAUUCUAGACCAAUGCCGGGAAACACCUCGCGACUCGGUGCAUUCCUUGGCCUCCAUGCACAACGCGCUGCCUCUUCGCUCGCGAGAAUCCGUCCAGUCGUUACGGCCAAAUGGCGAAAACACUCUCACAACGGGUGUCGAUCUCAAGAAACUCGCCCGUAUUAUCGACCGCAUCCCCGUCAAUACCAUUCGUGAACGACGUCAACGCCUAAAUACCUUUUACGAAGAGGUUCUCGUCUCGGCGGACCCAGAACGAGGCAUUUCGUUCCACCAGUGCUUGAUGAUCCUGGCGCACUACAACGUCAUCAGCGACAGCAAGAGUCUACGACUGGAAGAAUUCCUCCGUCGCCGGGCCCGACUCCAACGUGUCGAGGAGGCGGUCCGCCGUAACACGGUCAUCGGCUUCUUCGAUACGCUCUACUGGUCUCGCGAAUUCCGUCGGGCUUGCGACCGCAAGAAAUCCAGUCGCAUGACUGCCAUCCCGCAAUUCACCGUUCCAGAGAUUUACGUUGACGAUCCCGUCGAAGAGGAACCCGAAGAGCACGCACCUGGCGCGAUGACACCACAAACCCAACCAGACCCCGAUUCACCAUUUGCACCUAUGCUCUCGCCAACGUCGACUUCGCACCGGCGGGCGGAGUCGAGCCCGAUCGGACGGCGGAAUGAGCUUCCUCGCUUGGACACCAACUUUGAUGGUCGCGCCUCUGGGGCUAGCACUCCUACGGAGUGGUCUAGUAUCAGUCCGUCGCGCACUCCGCGUCGGUUGUAUGGCGAGCGCGUUUCCUUUGAGUCUGGCGACCGGGUCGAGUCGGUCUCGGGGGCCGAUCACUCUCGCCAGAAUAGCGCGAUUAGUGUACAGGAUGUCAUGCACUCGCUGGACAACUCUGCUUGGGGCGAGAGUAUCCGGCGGAGUUUUACGCAGCGGCGACCGGGUGAUCGAUCCAGCGAACACUAA
Molecule: messenger RNA, 6396 nt
Organism: Penicillium daleae
Lineage: Eukaryota; Fungi; Ascomycota; Eurotiomycetes; Eurotiales; Aspergillaceae
Gene: cch1
Product: calcium channel protein CCH1
Exons: 3
Coding region: 1-6396 (2131 amino acids)
Biological process (GO): calcium ion import across plasma membrane
Cellular component (GO): membrane; voltage-gated calcium channel complex
Molecular function (GO): high voltage-gated calcium channel activity; calcium ion binding
Source: RefSeq, a predicted model, not a curated record